AUGUCCCGCCGCUCCGUCCUCUCAGCGCAGCUCGCACAGCUCACCUCCUCUGGGCCCUCAUACGAUCCCGACGCGUCAGACAACCUCGAUGGCCUGACUCGCGGCGCAGCAGGAGAAGGGGAGGAAGAGGAGGAUAGGAGGGGUCAUUAUGUGGAUGUGGGACCGAGUCGGCUGAGAGGACAGAUGGGGGCCAUGGCGGAUCCGGAGGGGAAAUAUGGAGGGGCGGUCAGGGGACGGCAGAAGAUCUUUGAUGAUGAUGACGACGACGAGGAUGAGGAGGAGGAGGAGGAGGUGGGUGAUGAUGAGGAGGGAGAGUCAGGGGAUGAUGAUGAUGCGGACGAUGAUGAGGAGCGGGGGAGUGACGAUGAGGAUGAUGAGGGAGAGGAGGACGAUGAUGAGGAAGAGGGAAGUGAGGAUGACGCGGAGGAGGAUGAAGAGGAAGAGGCAGAGGAUCAACCGAUACACUCCGCUCCAACCUCCUCCCGCCCUCUGGACCCAAUUGCGGCUUUGCGCGAUUCUCGCCAGAAAGACGUCCUCAAGGGCCAGGCUAUCCGUCGACAAAAAGCACUAUUCGAAUCCCUUCUCACCAUCCGCAUCACCUUUCAAAAAGCCCUCACGGCGCUCUCCAAGCUCCCCGCCACCCUCCCGUCUGCUACCGACUCACCCGAAGAGCUCGUCGAUGCGCGCUCGGACGUCCUUGCCGGCCUGGCGGAACUGAGCGAGGGGAUGUUUGAGCUGCGCCAGGAGAUCGCGCUGCCGGGGAUGGAAGUGCCGGAGAGCUUGGGGCUGGGCAAGCGGAAGCGGGAUGAUAGUGCGGAUGUGGGAUAUUGGGUUGGCACAGCGGAGGAUUCGUUGAGCCUCAAUAAUGCAAUGAAAGAGCAGAUGAUCCCGAUUCUGAACAAGUGGUCUACCAAGAUCCAGGCGGCGACGCUGUCGGUCGGCGGGAAGGCUGCGGGGAGCAGCAAGUUCUUGCAGGGGACCAAGGGGCAGGGGCAGAUGGGCGUUGUGGAGGCGAUAGAGGCGGGAUUGUCGAACAGGCGCAAUCCCGGCCCCCAAUCCCUCCUCGCCCUCGAAGAACCGCACUACCGCGCUCUCCUCCGCGAGAUCAUCGAUUCGCGUACCACAGGCUCCUCGCACCUUCCCGACACGUCCUACCGCCUCGAAAAGAAGAAGAAGCGCGAUGCCGAGCGGGGCGCAAGUAAAGGCCGGAAGAUCAGGUAUACGGUACAUGAAAAGGCGGCGAACUUUGCCGUGCCGAUGGAGAUCAUGGGUGGGUGGGGGGAGGGACAGGUGGAUGAGCUGUUUAGUAGCUUGUUGGGCGGUGCGGGGAUGGGCGGUGGGAGGAGUGAGGGACAGGGGGCGGGGAUGGAGGGGAUGGCGGCGGCGGAUAUUGGGGAAGGAGGGGGAUUGAGUGGACUUGGAGGACUGAGGGUGUUCUAG
Dioszegia hungarica is the source of this 1440-nucleotide messenger RNA. RefSeq names its product apoptosis-antagonizing transcription factor. Gene Ontology annotation, biological process: maturation of SSU-rRNA from tricistronic rRNA transcript (SSU-rRNA, 5.8S rRNA, LSU-rRNA). The record is from RefSeq and is a predicted model, not a curated record. Gene Ontology annotation, cellular component: nucleus; nucleolus. Bases 1 to 1440 code for a protein of 479 amino acids. NCBI's taxonomy places the organism in Eukaryota, Fungi, Basidiomycota, Tremellomycetes, Tremellales, Bulleribasidiaceae. The transcript has 4 exons.